CAUAUGCUAUUUAAUACUCAAAAGUGCAAAAAUUUCUUCUGCGUCUGGUCUUCGGCUUCACACCUCCCAAGCUUCAAGAUUCCAACCUCAUGUCUUACAUGGCGCUAGACUAAUUCUAGGGUUUCCCCCUCCCAAAUCUAAGAUUUUUCUUCUUAUAAGAUUAUCUGGAUUCCCUCAUCUGCCAAUUUGCUUUAGCGGGAUUUUGAAGAUCUCGCUCCUGAGAUUGAUUCAGGUCUUUUGAUGAGCUUAAUACAGUUCUAUGAAUCGAUUAUGGCACUUCUUUUGUUGAUUCUAUCUGAAGACCGGAUUCUCUUCUACUUCCGCUGCUGAAAUUUUGGGUUUUGGUCGGAAAAUUGAUGGAGGAGGUGGAGGCGGCUAAUAGGGCAGCCGUGGAAAGCGGCCACAGACUCCUUAGCUUGCUUGCGUCAAAGGCCGAAGAUGAGGUACAACAUAGAAGAAACAUCGUGGUGGAGACAGGAGAAGCUGUUUCCAGAUUUAGAAAGUUAGCUGCUUUGCUUGGAAAUGGUAUGGGACACGCGAGAGUGAAGAGGGCGAAGCCAUCUGCGCAACUAACUCCAUUUAAUCAUCAAAAGCUCGUCUUAGAUUCUACAUUAGCGGCAAAGGCCAGUCCCAGUACGAAUUUGUUACCAAGAACGGGAGAUUUGGACCGAAAAAUGUUUCUCGAGAACAAACCAUUGCCGCAAAUUCAUUCCGCUCCGAAUCCUGUCCAGCUUGCCUCACAGUUCCAAUAUCUUCAUCAACACCAGCAACAUCAGCAGAAUCAGGCUUUCCAGCUUCAGCAACAAAUCAAAUUUCAGGCUGAAAUGCUAAGAAGAGGGAAUAACGGUGGCAUAAACCUAAAAUUCGACACUCCUAGCUGCUCCCAGACCAUUUCAUCAACAACUCGUUCUUUUUUGUCAUCCUUGAGCAUAGAUGCGAGUGGGAGUGUUUCAGGGUUAGAUACCAAGUCUUUUAACCUGAUUGGUGGACCUCAGUCAUCGGAGCCAUCGAAUCUGCACCCUAAUUCUCGGAGGAAGUGCACUGGAAGAGGGGAAGACGGGAGUGGAAAAUGUUCCAGCAGCGGAAGAUGCCAUUGCUCAAAGAAAAGGAAGCUGAGAGUGAAGAGAUCCAUCAAGGUUCCUGCCAUUAGUAAUAAGCUUGCUGAUAUACCUCCUGAUGAGUAUUCUUGGAGGAAGUAUGGGCAGAAGCCAAUCAAGGGUUCUCCUCACCCUAGGGGAUACUAUAAAUGUAGCAGCAUGAGGGGCUGCCCUGCAAGGAAGCAUGUGGAGAGGUGCUUGGAGGAUCCUUCCAUGCUUAUUGUUACUUAUGAAGGUGAACACAAUCACAAUAGGCUAAUGUCCCAGUCUGCUCAGACCUGAAGCUAUUGGAGAUCUAUUGCAACCAUUUUCAGCUCUUUAUGUUCAAUUCCAACCUUCUCAGCAGCCUAUGAGCUCGUUUUCUGAGGAUGCUAACUUUGAUGCAGUAUUCAACAAUGUAUCAGUUGAUUUUGUGAGUUAUUGGAGUGCAAAAAAUGGUACAAAACAUCCUUGGUCUCUCCUUUAGUGAUCAACAAAGAAACGCUAGAACUCUUUGAAUAAUGAAUUUUUUUUUUAAUUAAUUUUGCACGUCUAAUGUUAACCUGCCUUUCAGCUGAACUGCAGGCAAUCCUAUUUAGAAUUGUUAAUGAUGGCCUGACCAAACAACACGCAUAGAUAUCUGAGCCUGUGACUUAUACUUUCAAUUUAAUGGUUGCUUUUAGUGUUUGCCGAU
Molecule: messenger RNA, 1770 nt
Organism: Phalaenopsis equestris
Lineage: Eukaryota; Viridiplantae; Streptophyta; Magnoliopsida; Asparagales; Orchidaceae
Product: probable WRKY transcription factor 21
Exons: 4
Coding region: 357-1379 (340 amino acids)
Biological process (GO): regulation of DNA-templated transcription
Molecular function (GO): DNA-binding transcription factor activity; sequence-specific DNA binding
Source: RefSeq, a predicted model, not a curated record